AUGGAUCGUAGAAACGUUGUAUUUAAUGUUGUACAAGAUAGAUCGAAGAUACAAACAUUUACUCCAACUCUUUUUACAAUGUCCGAUCAACAACAACAACAAGAAACUGCUGAGAAAAGUGUUCAAACACAUGAUUCAUCUAGUGCAACAACUUUACUUGUUACAAAUAAUACCGAGAAUGCUGCUGCUGAAGUUGCCAAUACACUUGUAUCAAUGGCUACUGGACGACAACAACGUGGAAUAACAACAAUGAAACAAUUAAAUGUAAUUAAUGUAUCCAAUUCAUCAACAUCAACAUCAUCAUCAACAUUACCAAUUUUAUCUCUGGCUGAUUUUACAACAUCACGAGGUGUACCAACCGCAACUGCAUUAGCUAAUCAAGCGAAAUUAACACCUAUAAAACAAGAUACUAUAGAAGAAACGACUGAUGAUCAUUCAUCAAUGAUAACCGAUGAUUAUUAUCCAACACGUAUUGAUUCAAAUUCAUCAACAAAAUCAUCUCGACGAGGAAAAUCUAAUAAAAUCAAUUCAUUAUCAAAACAUUCUAAACAUGAUUCAACUGAACCUAUUCAAUAUGGACCCAUAUUAGUUAAACCAAGAAAACAAAUUGCACCAACACUUGCUAAUGGUCGAAAAAGUAAAGAUGAACCACUUCCACCUGAAGAAAAUUUAAAACGUCAACAACGUCGUGAUAGAAAUAAACAAGCAGCAGCUAAAUGCCGUAAGAAACGAAAUGAACUUCGUGAACAAUUAGAAAAAACUGAACAAUUGUUAGUUGAACAACAAAAUAAUCUUCAACGUUCAGUACAAAAUUUAUCUGAUCAAAAAAAUCAAUUAGAAAUCUUAUUACAUCGUCAUCCAUGUUUAAAAAAACCUCAUCUACCAACAACAAAUAAUCUUAAUAUAUCUAAAACAGAUGUUAAAUCAAUUCCAACAACAACUUUAUUAGAUUCAAAUAAUAGUAAACGUGUUACAAUUAAUUUUACAAAUGCUCAAGAUUUAUUUACUGUAUCACCAUUAACACGUACAACUGAUGCAUCAUCGUCAUCAUCCGUACCAAUGAUAACAAUACAUAUAUUACCAGAAGUUGCACAAGCAUUACUUGGUUCAACAUCCGUUGAUAAAGCUAAAUUAGCUGAAUUAUUACAACAAGCAAAUGCAAAUACUUCAUCAGCAACAGAUUCAAUGUCGACAAACAAUACAAGUUAA
Molecule: messenger RNA, 1209 nt
Organism: Adineta steineri
Lineage: Eukaryota; Metazoa; Rotifera; Eurotatoria; Adinetida; Adinetidae
Source: the annotation of a GenBank genome assembly